This is a messenger RNA of Menidia menidia (Atlantic silverside), 795 nucleotides long. The record is from the annotation of a GenBank genome assembly. Lineage: Eukaryota; Metazoa; Chordata; Actinopteri; Atheriniformes; Atherinopsidae.
CUGAAACCCAGAAGAAAUACAGCAGACCAACCAGGACAUCCCAGGCCGUCCUCUGUCACUGCCCUUCUGUCCACAGGUCAGAUGGGAGGCCAGAGGCUGCGCACACACCUGCUGCUCCCCGCCUUACUGUGGGCCGUGUCGGCUGGCCAAGCCUGUGGCUGUCCAGAUGCCUGCAGCCGGCGGUCAGGGCCGGACAAGAGCCAGUGUGAGGAAUGCAGAGCCGGAUGGAUCCUCCAUAACAAAACCUGUGUAGAUGUCGAUGAGUGUGGCACUGAGCUGGAAAACUGUUCUCAGAGCAGUUACUGCUUUAAUACAGAAGGCUCCUACGAGUGCAGAGGUUGCGAUGUAGCCUGUGUGGGCUGUAUGGGCGGUGGGCCGGCGCGCUGCAGGAAAUGUGCCCCGGGAUACAGACUGACGGGGUCCAAGUGCUGGGACAUCGACGAGUGUAGUGACCGGGUGCUGGCCUGUCAUGGCCUGGACGAGAUCUGUACCAACACGGAGGGCUCCUUUCGCUGCGACUGUGCAGACGGCUUCACCCGUCAGAACAUUCUUUGCGUUCGGAAGCAAAUUCCCACUGGUCAGGAGAAAGGUUGGUUUGAGGACAUCCAGGAUGAUGAGGUGGAGGUGCUGCAGCAGAUGUUUUUCGGGGUGGUGCUCUGUGCUCUGGCCACGCUGGCAGCAAAAGGUGAUCUGGUCUACACGUCCGUGUUCAUCGGAGCAGCCGCAGCCAUGGCGGGCUACUGGCUCUCUGACAGGGGGGACCGUUUGGUGGACAGCUUCCUGAAGGGACAUUGA